AUGGCCUUCUCUGCUGCCUUCUGCCUUGCCACUUCCAUUGCCUCUCAUUUAGUUGCCUGCUCCCUUUCCAGGAGUCUCGACCCUCGCCUCUCGACCCCAACCUCCGACUCCAACCUCCUUCAAGGUGUCGACUCUGAGAUCAAGUGCGCAUUGGAAUCUGACGAUUAUGACAGGGUGGAGGAGAUACCAAGUGGCUUUCCUUUUGAGAUCCAAGAUGAGAAGGGAAUAAACACUAUUACUCUGAAGAGAAACUAUCAUGGAGAGAGAGUAUCGAGUGAUCUGGAUGAGAAUAUGCAUAAAUCCUUUCACAAGUAUCUAGAGAUAAGAGGAAUUUCCCCUUUGACAAUCAAUUUCCUGCAUGAGUACAUGAUAAAUAAAGACAGUCGUGAGUAUUUGUUGUGGUUUAAGAAUUUGAAGCAGUUUGUCCAAAAGUAG
Zingiber officinale is the source of this 435-nucleotide messenger RNA. RefSeq lists its product as uncharacterized. Gene Ontology annotation, cellular component: mitochondrial matrix. The record is from RefSeq and is a predicted model, not a curated record. The transcript has 4 exons. NCBI's taxonomy places the organism in Eukaryota, Viridiplantae, Streptophyta, Magnoliopsida, Zingiberales, Zingiberaceae. Bases 1 to 435 code for a protein of 144 amino acids.